UAUAUUUUAUAUACAAUUACUUUAUAUUGAAAUAAAAAUACGAAGCUAUUAUUUACACAUAAUUCAUCUUUGAGACUUGGACGUAACAAUAGAACAAACAUGAUCAAUGGUAUUACAGAUGGAUGAGCUAGAUGAGACUCAGCUGAAGAAUCAUGUGGACAGUCUGAAGCAGCAGCUACAGUUUAACAGAGACAAAACAUCCGUCACGAUUCCAGAGUUAACCAAAUGGAUAGAGGAGAAAAUGAACGAGGAUCCAUUUCUGAAUCCAGAUGUACUGAAGGACAACCCGUGGGUGGAGUCAAGUAAAUGUGUUCUAAUAUAGUGCAGGAGCUGUCACUCAUCACUAUGGCAGCAGGAGUGACUCCACCCACAGUCAUGGUUACACUGCCCUACUUUGACUAGGACAAACAUGCUAAUUAAAAUCUG
Carassius carassius (crucian carp) is the source of this 426-nucleotide messenger RNA. Its product is annotated as guanine nucleotide-binding protein G(I)/G(S)/G(O) subunit gamma-13-like. The record is from RefSeq and is a predicted model, not a curated record. The coding region runs from base 107 to 322 and encodes 71 amino acids. Lineage: Eukaryota; Metazoa; Chordata; Actinopteri; Cypriniformes; Cyprinidae. The transcript has 2 exons. Gene Ontology annotation, molecular function: G-protein beta-subunit binding. Gene Ontology annotation, biological process: sensory perception of taste; phospholipase C-activating G protein-coupled receptor signaling pathway. Gene Ontology annotation, cellular component: heterotrimeric G-protein complex.